Molecule: messenger RNA, 2062 nt
Organism: Porites lobata
Lineage: Eukaryota; Metazoa; Cnidaria; Anthozoa; Scleractinia; Poritidae
Source: the annotation of a GenBank genome assembly
AUAGGGCUUACAGGCCAUUCAGGGUUACGAAGUAGAACUGCUGGAACGCCCUUGGCAGUCCACAAUCCCUUCUCUCCGGGUUUUGUCCCAAACAGAGACCUUUCUAGUGGUAGAAGACAUGAGGAAUCUUCUUCAGAAGACAGCCAUUUUAGAGGUACCCUUUGUCUCAAGUGUGGUGAAGAAGGGCGGAACGUGACAACAUCCAGUAAUCAAUCUAGCAAACUUCAACAAGUUUGUGAUUUACUCCCACUUCAAGAUGGAAGACUUGAAAACAGUUUCCGACCUACUGAGAUGGGAUUUCAAGUGUGAGCUCGACCUAAGGGAUGCGUAUUUCACCAUCCCACGAAAUUCACCCGCUUCCAAUUCAGAGGGAGAACGUGUCAAUUCACUUGUCUCCCAUUCGGGUUAACAUACCCCCCUUACACUUUUACCAAUUAAAGUGCUCAAAACCAAUUACAGGCAUGCUAAGGAAGAUGGUUGUCCGAAUAAUAGUUAACCUAGACGGCAUUCUCGUUAUGAACAGCACCUUACAGGGUUCACUAAGAUUUCAAGUUUCCGGCUAAAUACUAGGAAUAGGCGGGGAAUCAAACAGUUAGGGAUUUCUUUAGUUAUAUUUUUUCUCUUUUUUCCUAUUAAAGUAGCCGGAGAUCAUGUUUAUAGUAGCCGGGGGAAAUGCUCGGCCCUACCCCCGGCCCUUAAUGACAGCCCUGACUUUAAAGGGAACCAGAUUCUUAAGCACAUGCUAGAGAAUCUUGGAUUUGUGAUAAAUCCAUUUCCUUUCCUGUGCAGGUCAUCGAUUUUGUGGGAAUCAUUGUGGACUCCACGAACAUGAGGUUUCUCUUCCCCGAAGAGAAAGUUGCUACAAUUGAGGAGGAAUGUCUCCUUCUGGUGAGCAGGCAAGUAGCCUCAUUGAGCCAACUUUCGCAAAUUAGAGGAAAGUUGACUUCCUGCGAAAUUGCAGUUCAUCAAGCCUUCAUUAUCGACAACACUUGAUGAAGAACAGGACAAUACACAAUCAGUUAGCUAACAAUGUAGAAGUACCUCUAGAUCACAAUGCCUAGGGGACCUAAGAUGGUAGGUGGACAGCCUUUCCCUUGCCAACGGGCACCCCAUUCGGAUUUCCCGACCUUAUCUAGUAAUUCAAUCAGAUGCCUUCAACACAGGAUGGGGAGCUGUAAGCAAUGGGGUAGAUACCAGGGGGACAUGGACACGGGAAGAAACGAGUCUCCAUAUCGACUGUGAAAGGUGCCUACUCGAUCAUUAUGCAAGACAUCUGUGUGGUUGGUGACUCCAAAAGAGAAUAGCUCUAAGGGCGGAACACAUACCAGGCUGUGUCAGCACAAUAACAGACAGGGAAUCGACGGCUAAACUAGACUCUUCCGACUGGCACCUGAACCCGGAAUACUUUCAGUUGGUAAUAUAACCAUGCUGGUUCAGAGUACAAUCGACCUUUUUGCAAGUAGAACCAAUCACCAACUUCCCAGUUUUGUAAUUACAAACCCGACCCCGAGGUAGAGGCGAUCGAUCCCCUGACUCAACCAUGGGCGAGACAAGUGGGUUAUGCCUCCCCCAUUCACUCUCUAGCCAAAUGCCUAAGAAAGUAAUUCACGAGAAAGUAACAAUAACCCUGGUAUGCCCAGUUUGGCCAACUCAGUCAUGGUAUACACAACUCUUCCAGUUGGUGGUGGACACACCUAUUCUCCUUCCCACAACAUCAGGGCUCUUAACAGGCCCUCAGGGUCAGGAGCACCCACUGGUGCUGCCUAGAGAAUUUCAACUCAGAAUCAGUACAAGUCUUGUUGGUCCAAAUGGGUGGGCUGGAAUGAUAAACAAGUGGAUCCCCUUCAACCCAGUAUUGUAAAGGUAGAAGAUUUUCUGUCUGAGUUGUUUAAAUCAGGGCUUCGGUACUCCACGUUAAAUACUUAAUGAGCCCCAACCAUUAUUUCUUUCCAUUCAAGCUUCCUUUAAGCCUGUGACGUUAGCAACUAUUGAGAGGUGGUUAAAAGACACAAUGAGGGAAGCAGGUAUUGACGUGGGCAUUUUCAAAGCUCACUCCACCUGA